This is a messenger RNA of Ichthyophthirius multifiliis, 1166 nucleotides long. Its product is annotated as tubulin-tyrosine ligase family protein, putative. NCBI's taxonomy places the organism in Eukaryota, Ciliophora, Oligohymenophorea, Hymenostomatida. Gene Ontology annotation, molecular function: tubulin-glutamic acid ligase activity; tubulin binding. The record is from RefSeq and is a predicted model, not a curated record. The annotation marks the transcript as partial. Gene Ontology annotation, cellular component: cilium. Gene Ontology annotation, biological process: protein polyglutamylation; microtubule cytoskeleton organization. The transcript is spliced from 3 exons.
GAAAAAGAAUAAGAACUGGUCAAAUAAACUGAAAUCCAUUCGUUUUUGAACAAUUAGUUUAUAUCUUUGUAAGAUUUAAUCCAUAUGAAAAGAAACAUAAAAAAAAACAAAAAACUAAUAAUAGAUAUUUCAGGAACUAAAUAUGAUAUAAUAAAGGAAAUAGGCACUACCUUAUUCUAAUGGAAUACAUAAUAAAAUAAAAAUAGUUCAGAAUGGAAUAUAAGUUGGCAAGACUAUUAUAUCAGUGAAGAUAUUUUGAGAAAAAUGCUUCCUUUUUAAAAAAUAAACCAUUUUCCUGGUUCAUAUAAUUUAGGUAAAAAAAAUUAUUUAGGAAAGAAUCUUUAGAAAAUGAGACAGAAAUACCCCCUAGAUUAUGAUUUUUUUCCCAAAACAUGGCUUUUACCUUACUAAUAUGAAGAAUUAAGACAAUACUGUGAAAAAGAAAAGCAAAAAAAGUAAAAAAAGCCAGUUUUAAUAGUAAAACCAGAAGCUAGUUCAUAAGGCAAAGGUAUAUAUAUAGUAAAGAAUAUGCAAAAAAUAAAAAAUGACUAACAUGUAGUAGUUCAAGAAUAUAUAAAAAAACCAUAUUUAAUAGACGGUUUAAAAUUCGACUUUAGACUAUAUGUGUUAGUGAGAAGUGUUUGUCCAUUAAAAAUAUUUCUUUAUAGGGAAGGUUUAGCACGUUUUGGAACAAUAAAAUAUGUAAAGCCUAAAAAAGGGAAUUUGAAAAACAUGUGUAUGCAUCUGACAAAUUAUGCAAUAAAUAAACUUAAUGAGGAUUUUUAAUUUAACUAAGAUAUUAAUUAGGAAGAUUAAGGACAUAAAAGAAGUUUUUCAUCUGUUUUGAAGUAUUUAAAUGAAAAAGGUGAAGAUUAUAACAAGGUUAUAUUAUAAAUAAAGUAGAUUGUUAAUAAAACAAUGUGCAGUGUUUAACCUUAUUUAAGUCAUUUGUAUAAAAGUUCUUAAUUAAAAACUGAAAAUAAUCAAAUGUGCUUUGAAAUAUUUGGAUUUGAUAUACUACUUGAUUCUAAUUUGAAACCUUUUUUACUUGAAGUUAAUCAUACUCCUAGUUUUUCAACUGAUACUCCUUUAGAUUAUAAUAUAAAAAAAUACUUGAUUUUAGAUACUUUGAUUUUAGUUAAUAUAAGAAAUAAAGAUAAAAAAUU